Manis javanica (Malayan pangolin) is the source of this 2223-nucleotide messenger RNA. It is a transcript of the gene ALAS1, whose product is annotated as 5'-aminolevulinate synthase 1. Gene Ontology annotation, biological process: hemoglobin biosynthetic process; erythrocyte development; heme biosynthetic process. Gene Ontology annotation, cellular component: mitochondrial matrix; mitochondrion. Gene Ontology annotation, molecular function: 5-aminolevulinate synthase activity; pyridoxal phosphate binding. The record is from RefSeq and is a predicted model, not a curated record. NCBI's taxonomy places the organism in Eukaryota, Metazoa, Chordata, Mammalia, Pholidota, Manidae.
CCCAGAGCGCAGGCGCGGCGGUGCCCGCUAUAUAUAAAGGCGACGGUGCCUGCGGCCUGCAGCUCUGCUCAGACAAGGGCGCCGGAGUGGUUCGAACUGCUGGCCCGCGUGCCGCCGCCGUCCCCGCGCAGGACCAGUUGCCUCCCAGAAAUGGAGACUGUUGUUCGCCGCUGCCCCUUCUUAUCUCGAGUGCCUCAAGCAUUUCUGCAGAAGGCAGGCAAAUCUCUGUUGUUCUAUGCCCAAAACUGCCCUAAGAUGAUGGAAAUGGGGGCCAGGCCAGCCCCUCGGGCCCUGUCCACUUCCACAGGGCACUGCCAGCAGGUCAGAGAAACCCCUCCGGCCAGUGAGAAGGACAAAACUGCCAAGGCUGAGGUCCAGCAGGCCCCAGGUGGGUCCCAGCAGGCUCCAGGUGGCACCCAGCUUCCAUCUGGACACCCUUCCCUUGCCGCGAGCCAGGGCACUGCCAGCAAAUGCCCUUUCCUGGCAGCCCAGAUGAGCCAGAGGGGCAGCAGUGUCUUCCGCAAAGCCAGCCUAGAGCUUCAGGAGGACGUGCAGGAAAUGCAUGCCGUGAGGAAGGAGGUUGCCCAGACCUCAGUGAGCCCCAGUGUGAUUGGUGUGAAGACCGACGGCAGGGAGCCAAGCGGGUUGCUGAAGAAUUUCCAGGAUAUCAUGCGAAAGCAAAGGCCAGAAGGCGUGUCCCAUCUUCUCCAAGAUAACUUACCAAAAUCUGUUUCCACUUUUCAGUAUGAUCGUUUCUUUGAGAAGAAAAUUGAUGAGAAGAAAAAUGACCACACCUAUCGGGUUUUUAAAACUGUGAACCGGAGGGCACACGUCUUCCCCAUGGCAGAUGACUAUUCGGACUCUCUCGUCACCAAAAAGCAGGUGUCCGUGUGGUGCAGCAACGACUACCUGGGGAUGAGCCGCCACCCACGGGUGUGUGGGGCCGUCAUGGACACUUUGAAGCAGCAUGGCGCGGGAGCGGGUGGUACUAGGAAUAUUUCCGGAACUAGUAAAUUCCAUGUGGACUUGGAGCAGGAGCUGGCCGACCUCCACGGGAAAGACGCGGCCCUCCUGUUCUCCUCCUGCUUCGUGGCCAAUGACUCGACUCUCUUCACUCUGGCCAAAAUGAUGCCAGGCUGCGAGAUUUACUCUGAUUCUGGGAACCAUGCCUCCAUGAUCCAAGGGAUACGGAACAGCCGAGUGCCGAAGUACAUCUUCCGCCACAAUGACGUUGGGCACCUCAGAGAGCUGCUGCAGAGAUCAGACCCCUCAGUCCCCAAGAUCGUGGCAUUUGAAACUGUCCACUCCAUGGACGGCGCGGUGUGCCCACUGGAAGAGCUGUGUGAUGUGGCCCAUGAGUUUGGAGCAAUCACCUUUGUGGACGAGGUCCACGCGGUGGGGCUGUACGGGGCUCAAGGUGGAGGAAUUGGUGAUCGGGACGGAGUUAUGCCAAAAAUGGACAUCAUCUCUGGAACACUUGGCAAAGCCUUCGGCUGUGUCGGCGGGUACAUCGCCAGCACCAGCGCUCUGAUCGACACCGUGCGGUCCUACGCUGCCGGCUUCAUCUUCACCACCUCCCUGCCACCCAUGCUGCUGGCCGGGGCCCUGGAGUCUGUGCGGAUCCUGAAGAGCGCCGAGGGCCGGGCGCUUCGCCGCCAGCACCAGCGCAAUGUCAAGCUCAUGAGGCAGAUGCUGAUGGAUGCCGGCCUCCCCGUGGUCCACUGCCCCAGCCACAUCAUCCCCGUGCGGGUUGCAGAUGCUGCUAAAAACACAGCUGUGUGUGACGAGCUGAUGGGCAGACAUAACAUCUACGUGCAGGCUAUCAACUACCCAACGGUGCCUCGCGGGGAGGAGCUCCUGCGCAUCGCCCCCACCCCGCACCACUCGCCGCAGAUGAUGGCCUAUUUUCUAGAGAAUCUGCUGGCUACGUGGAAGCACGUGGGGCUGGAGCUCAAGCCGCAUUCCUCCGCCGAGUGCAACUUCUGCAGGCAGCCGCUGCACUUUGAGGUGAUGAGUGAGAGAGAGAGAUCCUACUUCUCCGGCCUGAGCAAGCUGGUGUCUGCUCAGGCCUGAGCGUCCUGUGGUCCCAGUUGCUCCACCUAACCCCAGGCCAUGUCAUGUCCAUAUAGCCUCCAAAAGUGUCUUUAUAUGGGAAUUAAAUUAUAUUAAAUUUAUAUGCUAUGGUAAAAGCAUAAACCAGAAAAUAAAUUCUUGUUUAAGUGA